AUGCAAUUACUUGGCACCAGUGAAGAGGACUCGGACUUCGUGCCUCUGCUGCCUAUUAAAGACGAGCCCUUGUCGGAGGGAGAACAACUACAGCUGAGUGAUGAGGCGAGUGAAACCAGCGGAGUGGGAGUGGGUGGGGAAGGGGGGGAGGGGGAGGCGCGCAGCAGCCCCGGCAGCAAAGGUUGGGCGCCGCGCGACAUGGAGUGUGCUCUGCAGGCCCUGCGAGACCGCCGCAUGAGCCUCACCAAGGCGUCGGCGACAUACGGCAUUCCGUCCACAACGCUAUGGCAGCGCGCGCACCGGUUGGGCAUCGACACGCCGAAGAAGGACGGCGGCGCCAAGAGCUGGAGCGACGCGGACCUGCGCGCUGCACUGCACGCACUGCGCGCCGGCGCGCUCUCCGCCAACAAGGCCAGCAAGGCUUACGGUCAGCGCUCACUUUGUCUCAUUCACACGCUCCACCGCUCACUCACUCACCUUGGUCACAAGAACUUGAGCGACGCAGACCUGCGCGCCGCACAGCACGCACUGCGCACCGGCGCGCUCUUCGCCAACAAGGCCAGCAAGGCUUACGAACUUGAGCGACGCGGACCUGCGCGCUGCACUGCACGCACUGCGCGCCGGCGCGCUCGCCGCCAACAAGGCCAGCGAGGCUUACGGUCAGCGCUCACUUUGUCUCAUUCGCAAGCUCACCCACUCACUCACUCACCUGGUCGCAAGAACUUGAGCGACGCAGACCUGCGCGCCGCACUGCACGCACUGCGCGCCGGCGCGCUCUCCGCCAACAAGGCCAGCAAGGCUUACGGUAUCCCGAGCAGCACGCUGUACAAGAUAGCGCGGCGCGAGGGCAUCCGUCUGGCAGCUCCUUUCAACGCGGCGCCGACGUCCUGGCACCGCAGCGAUCUGCAGCACGCGCUCGCCGCCAUUCGCUGUGGCGCUGCAUCCGUGCAGCGUGCCGCCGCACAGUUCGGCAUCCCCACCGGUACUCUAUAUGGAAGAUGCAAACGAGAAGGUAUCGAGCUAUCUCGAUCCAACCCUACGCCCUGGUCGGAAGACGCUAUGGGUGAAGCGCUAGAAGCAGUAAGGGUGGGCCAAAUGUCUAUUAACCAGGCGGCGAUACAUUACAACUUGCCGUACUCCUCACUGUACGGCAGAUUUAAGCGGUGUAAAUAUCAGCUGCAGGGUCAACCGGUGCACCAAUCAAAAAUGGAAAAAAAUAUAGAAAUAGAUCAUCAACACCAACAUCAGGAUCAAGAACCCUUCUCCUACCAUUCUUUACCGCCUCACGCUGAUCCUAAUACGUCGGACGAUCAAACGAACGUUCAAAUACCGUACAGCCAACUAUUGAGUGAAGUCCACGAUACCAUGCACGGUCACAUGGUAUUGCAGGAGCAAUAUAGCGGGCAGGGACUUUACUACACGCAAGGUUAUUACAGUGGUAUGGCCACCAGUUGA
Parnassius apollo (apollo) is the source of this 1455-nucleotide messenger RNA. NCBI's taxonomy places the organism in Eukaryota, Metazoa, Arthropoda, Insecta, Lepidoptera, Papilionidae. The record is from the annotation of a GenBank genome assembly.